GGGGGACGGAGUCUUGCUCUGUCGCCCAGGCUGGAGUGCAGUGGCACGAUCUCGGUUCACUACAAGCUCCGCCUCCCGGGUUCACGCCAUUCUCCUGCCUCAGGCUCCCGAGUAGCUGGGACUACAGGCGCCCGCCAUCACGCCCGGCUAAUUUUUUGUGUUUUUAGUAGAGACGGGGUUUCACCGUGUUAGCCAGGAUGGUCUCGACCUCCUAACCUCGUGAUCCGCCCGUGUCGGCCUCCCAAAGUGCUGGGAUUACAGGCGUGAGCCACCGCGCCCGGCCCAUUUCUUUCCUUUCGUUGAGACAGGGUCUCGCUAUGUCUACCAGGUCGGAGUGCAGGGGCGCGAUCAUAGCUCAGUGCAGCCUCAACCUACCGGGCUCAAGCGAUCUUCCCACCUACCAAGUAGCUGGAACUACAGGCUCCUGUAACCAGACCCAGCUAAUUUUUAAAUUUUUUGUAAAGACGGGGCCUUGCUAUGUUGCCCAGGCUGGUCUCGAACUCCUGGACUCAAGCGAUCUUCCUGCCUCAGCCUCCCAAAGUGCUAGGAUUAUAGGCGUGAGCCGCCGCGCCCCGCCAGGUGUUUUCAGUUCUAUGCACUCCAUUCCCUGGGCUCUUGACGAAUGUGCGGGAGCUGAAUAUUCGUUAUCUGGACUCCGGCGGGAAGGCGUGGGCUCAUCAGCUUCGGGCUUGCGCGCUGCUCUUGGAGACGGCGUCUGCUUCGCCCCGCCCCUCAUAGUCUGCAGUUCCGGCUCUACAGAUUCGCUGCUCACGUUUCUUUUUUCCGUGGCCCUUCUUGCCCUUUGUUUCUCUCUUCAUGUCACCCGCGGGACAACUCUACCUGCAAGUCGCUGAAAUCGAUUUUCUGCUUCUUAUAGUAAGCGGCGGGCUCGCCAGCCUCGAGCGAAAGUGUGACUGCGAACGGGCAGGCGCGCGCCGGGCUCGGCGGAGGCGCGCUUGGGCUCCCGGCGGCGACGGCUACGACCACUAGGAGAGCGGACGGAGGCGGCGCCUGAAGCGGCGGCGGAGCCCAUGCCCCGGGACGGCGGGCGGGCCCGGAGAGACAAAUCCGGGGCCCGGGGCAUGUCCCCGGGGCCCCCGUGAGGAGGCGGCGGCGGCUAUGGAGAUUCCGCCGCAGGAGGCGCCGCCCGUGCCGGGCGCGGACGGCGACAUUGAAGAGGCCCCCGCUGAGGCCGGGUCUCCCAGCCCCGCGUCGCCCCCAGCCGAUGGGCGCCUCAAGGCUGCAGCCAAGCGCGUCACAUUCCCGUCCGACGAGGAUAUCGUGUCUGGAGCAGUGGAGCCCAAAGACCCCUGGAGACAUGCCCAGAAUGUGACCGUGGACGAGGUCAUCGGUGCCUACAAGCAGGCCUGCCAGAAGCUGAACUGCAGGCAGAUCCCCAAGCUCCUCAGGCAGCUGCAGGAAUUCACAGACCUCGGGCACCGCCUCGACUGUCUGGACCUGAAAGGUGAGAAGCUUGACUACAAGACCUGCGAGGCCCUGGAAGAGGUCUUCAAGAGGCUGCAGUUCAAGGUCGUGGACCUGGAGCAGACGAACCUGGAUGAAGAUGGUGCCUCAGCCCUCUUCGACAUGAUCGAGUACUACGAGUCAGCCACCCACCUCAACAUCUCCUUCAACAAGCACAUCGGCACCCGGGGCUGGCAGGCGGCCGCCCACAUGAUGCGCAAGACGAGCUGCCUGCAGUACCUGGAUGCCCGCAACACACCCCUGCUGGACCACUCGGCGCCCUUCGUGGCCCGUGCCCUGCGCAUCCGCAGCAGCCUGGCAGUGCUGCACCUGGAGAACGCCAGCCUAUCGGGGCGGCCCCUCAUGCUGCUCGCCACAGCCCUGAAGAUGAACAUGAACCUGCGGGAGCUGUACCUGGCGGACAACAAGCUCAACGGCCUGCAGGACUCAGCCCAGCUGGGUAACCUGCUGAAGUUCAACUGCUCCCUGCAGAUCCUGGACCUCCGGAACAACCACGUGCUGGACUCGGGUCUGGCCUACAUCUGCGAGGGCCUCAAGGAGCAGAGGAAGGGGCUGGUGACCCUGGUGCUGUGGAACAACCAGCUCACGCACACAGGCAUGGCCUUCCUGGGCAUGACACUGCCGCACACUCAGAGCCUGGAGACGCUGAACCUGGGCCACAACCCCAUCGGGAACGAGGGUGUGCGGCACCUCAAGAACGGGCUCAUCAGCAACCGCAGCGUGCUGCGCCUCGGGCUGGCCUCCACCAAGCUCACGUGCGAGGGCGCGGUGGCGGUGGCGGAGUUCAUCGCUGAGAGCCCCCGCCUCCUGAGACUGGACCUUCGGGAGAACGAGAUCAAGACAGGCGGGCUCAUGGCACUGUCGUUGGCCCUCAAGGUGAACCACUCACUGCUGCGCCUGGACCUCGACCGUGAGCCCAAGAAGGAGGCGGUGAAGAGCUUCAUCGAGACGCAGAAGGCGCUGCUGGCCGAGAUCCAGAACGGCUGCAAGCGCAACUUGGUGCUGGCGCGGGAGAGGGAGGAAAAGGAGCAGCCGCCGCAGCUGUCGGCCUCCAUGCCUGAGACCACCGCCACCGAGCCCCAGCCCGACGACGAGCCCGCUGCUGGGGUGCAGAACGGGGCCCCCAGCCCCGCACCCAGCCCGGACUCAGACUCAGACUUGGACUCGGAUGGGGAGGAUGAGGAGGAAGAGGAAGGGGAGAGGGACGAGACCCCCUGUCCUGCCCUGGUGUCCCCCACGGACUCCCUGGACCCUGGGGACAGGAGUCCCCCAGGCAGCCCCUCCACACCCACUGAGCAGCGGAUUUCCGUGUCCAGCCCGGGCCGGGGCCACAAGGUGUUUGUGGUGACCCGGGUGGAGAGCCCACCCGAGAGGGCAGAGCCCCCUGCAUCACCCACCCCUCCCUCUCCCCCACCCCCUCCCUCCCCACCCGCCUCACCUUCCCUACCACCAGCUGGGGCCAUUGACACCCAGGACACAGGGUCCUCUGAGCCUCAGCCACCACCGGAGCCGCCUCAGUCAGGGCCACCACUACCCAACGGCCUGAAGCCCGAGUUCGCCCUGGCACUGCCCCCUGAGCCGCCCCCGGGGCCUGAGGUCAAGGGGGGCAGCUGCGGCCUGGAGCACGGUGAGAGGGGCCCUAGGGCAGGUGAUGAGGGGCCCUGGGUGCUGUAUGUGACCCCAGGCAAGCCCCUGUCUGUUGUGGGCCUCAGUUUUCCCCUCUUUAAAAUGGUUCUCGCAGGGGCCAGCAAAGUGGGGCUUAGUUCUCAUCUCCACCCUGCUUCCCUUGGGUCCUGGGAGCUCUUCCUGGGGUGGGGCAUGUAAGGUGUGCUGCCUUGAGCCUGACCAUCUCAGCGGUCUCUGGGCACUCUGCAGGCCCUGAGGGUCUGGCUGGGGCCGGGCUGGGGACAGGUUGUAUUUGCCCCACCCGCCUGAUGGGGGUGCUGGCCCGUCCUCCCACACAGAACUGAGCUGCUCCAAGAACGAGAAGGAGCUCGAGGAGCUGCUUCUGGAAGCCAGUCAGGAAUCCGGGCAGGAGACACUGUGACACUUUAGGUGAGGCCAGGCCCGGGGCCCACGGCACUCGGGAGGAGCUGAGAGAGCCCCUGGCUCUGACAGUCUCUCCCCCAAUCUCUCCUCCCCAAGUUCCCUUUUUCCGGUCGGUCUGCGAUGAGCUGAGGCCAGAGCCAUGAGAAUCUGCUCACCUUACCCCCAGCCUUCCUGAGGCCCAGGAUGCCAGGGGUGGGGGCCAUUCUGGGGCCCCCCUCCCCCCACAGCAACACUACAAGGGGUGCAGGAGCUACAGGGAGUGGCCCUCCCCGCGUGACUCAAGCACUUCUAUUUAUGAGCCCACCACCGGAAGACUCUGGGGGUGAAUGGGAGGAGGGGGAGCAGGAGGAGGAGGAGGUCGUCUCCCAAGGACAUCAGGCGCCUGUUCUGGAGGGGCCAGGCUUGCCCUGUGGAGGGCAGGCGUCCUGGGUGGUGGUGGGAUGGUCCCCUGUGGCCCUGGGCACAGGGCCAGGCAGGCAGCCUGGUGCCGGAGGGGCUGUGCGUGCUGGUGGUGGUUGAGAUGCGCAGAACAGCCCCAGACAGUGCAGGCCGGGCAGGGUGGGGGGAUGGGAGCAGAGGAUCAGAGCUUUCUUUUUCUCAAGUGCAAUAAAUCUAUCAGGGAGCUGGGGCGGGAGCAGCCGGCACUCCGGGACCCUGCUGUCCAGGCCACUGGAGGCUGCGCCCUGAGAGGCACUACAACCCUUUGGGGGCGGGUGGCACGGGUGUGGGUGAGGGUGGGCAGAGGGCUGGGGCUACUCCUGACGGUGCAACUCUGUUCACACCUUUUCUAAUAAACUGGGGCUGGGUUCACUUUG
This is a messenger RNA of Pongo pygmaeus (Bornean orangutan), 4349 nucleotides long. It is a transcript of the gene PPP1R37, whose product is annotated as protein phosphatase 1 regulatory subunit 37. The record is from RefSeq and is a predicted model, not a curated record. NCBI's taxonomy places the organism in Eukaryota, Metazoa, Chordata, Mammalia, Primates, Hominidae. The coding region runs from base 1120 to 3309 and encodes 729 amino acids. The transcript has 11 exons. Gene Ontology annotation, molecular function: protein binding.